AAGCGAUUCUGCCACGUAUUCAUGGACAGGCAGGAAUUGCUUUGCUUUCACUUUUCGCAAUUUCAAUAGCCGUAAACACUCUUUUUUUUUCUUCAGUGGACUCUUUUUUCUAUUUCUGUAUUCUUUCGCGAGUCAAGGACUAAUUAGCACUAUCAAAUCACAAAAAAACAAAGAAGAGAUUCAUGGAUUCGAUACAUUGGAAUAGAAUUCAUGUUUGAGAAAAAUAUUAGAUCGCAGAACGUCGACGAACGCAACAGGUUCAUUAACAAUUUAUAGAUGAAAAAUAAAAUGGAAAAAAAGAAAAUAUUUAUUCCUUUUCUAUAUCUUAUAUCUAUAGUAUUUUUACCCUGGUGGAUCUCUUUAUCAUUUCAAAAAAGUCUGGAAUCUUGGGUUACUAAUUGGUGGAAUACUAAGCAAUCAGAAACUUUUUUGAACGAUAUUCAAGAAAAUAAUCUUCUAGAAAAAUUCAUCGAAUUAGAGGAGCUCCACUUGUUGGACGAAAUGAUAAAGGAAUACCCGGAAACACAUCUACAAAAGCUUCGUAUAGGAAUUCACAAUGAAACUAUUCAAUUGAUCAAAAUGCACAAUGCGGAUUGUAUCCACAUGAUUUUGCACUUCUCGACAAAUUUAAUCUGUUUCCUUAUUCUAAGCGGUUAUUCUAUUCUGGGAAAUAAAGAACUUAUUCUUCUUAACUCUUGGGUUCAGGAAUUCCUAUAUAACUUAAGCGACACAAUAAAAGCCUUUUCGAUUCUUUUAUUAACUGAUUUAUGUAUCGGAUUUCAUUCGCCCCAUGGUUGGGAACUAAUGAUUGGCUCUAUCUACAAAGAUUUUGGAUUUGCCCAUAAUGAUCAAAUUAUAUCUAGUCUUGUUUCUACGUUUCCAGUUAUUCUAGAUACAAUCUUGAAAUAUUGGAUUUUCCGUUAUUUAAAUCGUGUAUCCCCAUCACUUGUAGUGAUUUAUCAUUCAAUGAAUGACUGAAAAGACGAAAAAGGGGUAUACGGAUAUAAAUCGAAUUCGAAUUUCGAACGCGAUGUUUGUUACUUUGUACAUAAUCACAGCAUUACAAAAUUGACUUCCUCUUUCUAUUUAUACCCAUCUAAGACGGGAAGUUUCUCCCAUAUUCCAGUAAUAAACUAUUCUUUCAGUAAAUUUAGUUUUCACUUAAAGUAAAUAACAGAAUCGGGGAUAGGGAACUAUACUAGCAACCUACCCAAUUUAUUGUAGAAAUUUUCGGAAUCAAUAAUUGGACCAUGCAAACUAUAAAUACCUUUUCUUGGAUAAAAGAACAGAUUACUCGAUCCAUUUGCAUAUCGCUCGUGUUAUAUAUAAUAACUCGAUCCUCCAUUUCGAAUGCAUAUCCCAUUUUCGCACAGCAAGGUUAUGAAAAUCCACGAGAAGCAACUGGACGUAUUGUAUGUGCCAAUUGCCAUUUAGCUAAUAAGCCCGUGGAUAUUGAAGUUCCACAAGCGGUCCUUCCAGAUACUGUAUUUGAAGCGGUUGUUCGAAUUCCUUAUGAUAUGCAAUUAAAACAAGUUCUUGCUAACGGCAAAAAGGGGGGGUUGAAUGUGGGGGCUGUUCUUAUUUUACCUGAGGGAUUUGAAUUAGCCCCACCCAAUCGUAUUUCUCCAGAGAUGAAAGAAAAGAUAGGCAAUCUUUCUUUUCAGAGCUAUCGCCCCAAUAAACAAAAUAUUCUUGUAAUAGGUCCCGUUCCUGGGAAAAAAUAUAGUGAAAUUACCUUUCCUAUUCUUUCCCCGGAUCCUGCCACUAAGAAAGAUGUUCACUUCUUAAAAUAUCCCAUAUAUGUAGGUGGUAACAGAGGAAGGGGCCAGAUUUAUCCUGACGGAAGCAAGAGUAAUAAUACAGUUUAUAAUGCCACAGCAGCAGGUAUAGUAAAGAAAAUUGUACGAAAAGAAAAGGGCGGAUACGAAAUAAGCAUAGCGGAUGCCUCGGAUGGACGUGAAGUGGUUGAUAUUAUCCCUCCAGGACCAGAGCUUCUUGUUUCAGAGGGUGAAUCUAUCAAACUUGAUCAACCAUUAACAAGUAAUCCUAAUGUGGGUGGAUUUGGUCAGGGAGACGCCGAAAUAGUACUUCAAGACCCACUGCGCGUACAAGGUCUUUUGUUCUUCUUUGCAUCUGUUAUUUUGGCACAAAUCUUUUUGGUUCUUAAAAAGAAACAGUUCGAGAAGGUUCAAUUGUCCGAAAUGAAUUUCUAGAUUCGUGGAUUUAUCAAUAUCAAACUUGUAACAAGAACAAAAUUAACAAUUAUUUGACAAUAUUGGACGAUCAAUAAAUAAAAAAAUUAUGAGAAGGUUCUUUUUGUUUGUUUAUACUUUUCUUCUACAUCUACCAGAAGUUUGGAAUUACUUGAUACUAGAUUAUUACUUUUAAUAUAUAGAAGAUUGCGAAGACGACUAUUCUACUUUUUCACCUUUUCCAAUCGAAAUUUGGAUAUUAUCAUAUGAUAUUUUGGGUAUUUCAAUAUCAUAAAGUGUAUCAAAAGUCUUCUAUUUGAGAAUCAAAUUCGGCUGGAUACUAGACUAAGCGGGGAAUAUAACGAAAAGAAAAAUGAGGGGAACAAAUGAUUCUAGAUAGGAUUCUUUGCCUUCCCGGUCUUCGACACACGACAAGGAAUUUUACAAUACUUGUCGUGUGUCGAAAGAAACGUUAAUGAGUCUUGAUUCCCUUUGUCUUAGUCGGAAUUUUUAGUCUUUCGCGAGAUUGAACUCUUUUUCUUAUUAUUACACGUAACACGUAUUAAGGAGUGGACAAACUGAAAAAGUGAGAGGGAAAUAUAUUGAACAAAUGGAACUUCUUGCAUUCUAUUUAAUCUAGAAAAAUCUAGAUUCUAUUGUAUCAUUCAGUAAAUCAAAUGAUUUCUUUUUUCUAACAAUUUAGGAACGAUCAAUAAGUACUGUGGAGGAAUAUAUGUUCGAAAUGACUAAAUAAAUUUUCCAAAAA
Molecule: messenger RNA, 2958 nt
Organism: Amaranthus tricolor (Joseph's coat)
Lineage: Eukaryota; Viridiplantae; Streptophyta; Magnoliopsida; Caryophyllales; Amaranthaceae
Product: chloroplast envelope membrane protein
Exons: 1
Coding region: 277-978 (233 amino acids)
Cellular component (GO): membrane
Source: RefSeq, a predicted model, not a curated record